AAACUAGAUCGUCAGUGUGACAUUGUGUUAUGAACCGCCUGGUGAGGUUAGGCUUUGUUUGCAGAACGCACAAUGAAUCCCAGAAAUACUUAGGAUAUGUUUUUUUUAUUUCUUCGACCGCCUAUUUCCAAGCUCAGGCUGGAAUUCAUUAGUUCCUUAUUUAUUGGCUCAUGUGUAACCACGAAGCAAAGGAAAUCCCAUCAACUUCAAAACAACACACGCGCUCUUCUGCUGUUAUUAUUUUAAAAAAAAACACGACUGUUUUCUGAGUCCUCUGCAACAACUACUCACAAUAUUUGGGUUGAGACUUUCAGUUCUAGGUUUGAAUCGAGCCUGCCCAACAAAAUGUUGUAAUAACAAAAUUAAUCAAAUCUUCAUCCAAUCAGCAAUUUCUCAGCACAGCUCACAGCCAACAACAAAGGACGAAGAUUUUGAGUCCGUUGCUCAUUGGCGCCGCGUUCCGAAGGAGACGAGUGCAGCGCUCUUGCGGCUCAAUCAGGCUCACGCAUUUAAUUAACAUUUGACCGUUUUAGCCCGCAUUGUGUUUCCUCGUUGAUGGAAUAUGCUGGUUUUAAUUUUUGAAAGGUGUUAUGAGAGAGAUUUCUUUGCGAUCAUGCAAUUAUUGUGAUGUGGCUCACUUGACCUUGACCCAUCUAAACCCUGGCUGUAGAGACAGGAGCCCACCGUCCACACACCAAUGUCAACAUAAACGAGCAGAGCAGCUAGCAGACGGCAUUGUCACCGUAAGUUAAUAGCAACAUCUUCCCUGUUGACAAUGUCCUCUACUGUGCCAGUGCCUCCGCCUCCCCUUGCACCUCCAAGUACCUUCCAAAGUGGCAAGGAAAGAGUGUCCCCUCUGCCGACACAUCAGUUAUCAGAUCCUAAAAAUGAAGUAUUAUAUGAGCCGAACGCUGAACAAGAAUUGGUAGACACUCGAAACCGAUUAUGGGAGCUAGAAGGAUGGAAAGACACUCCGCUUUUAACUGUCUAUCAGUACAUCCCACCCAUUCUUCAAAAUGGACCUCAAUGCGGUUUAGUUGCGUUGGCAAUGGCAGCAGCAGCCUAUCAGACUCUUAUACCUGUUCAGAAACUUUUACAUGAAGCUCAGAUGAGAGGAUAUUCCUACCGAGGAGAAAUGUUUAGUGUUGACGACAUGGCAAGUCUUGCCCUUGCAUCAAUUCCUAACAUUUCAAUUCAAGUCAUAAACGGACUGUUGGAGAAGAGAGACACUGUUGUACACAGUCUUGCAAGAGGGGGUAUCCUUCUUGUACCGUAUGAUGCAGAUCGGAAUCAUCAACCCUGUUGUCGUAAGGGACACAAAGCACACUGGGCAGCUGUUUGUGGGGCAUUAGUAUGUUCAGACAAAUGUCUACUUGCUGCGAGACAGGGAAAGUCCAGACGUUUGAUGAUGUGGGACUAUGUCCAGUUGGCAGCAUCAAACAACAACUUGGUUGAGUUUAGUCCGGAAAGGGGCGAAGAUAGCAGUAAAUACCUUUUACCUGAAGGAGGUGUCCAAGCUGGUCUGUGUGGACGAGCUAUCAUUCUGCAAUGUUUGUAACUUCAAAUCACCGCACAAUGAAAAUAAUAUCUUAGAGAUUAUGUACAAAAAAAUCACAUCCCUGGAUGAUGUUUUUAAGCUUUAAAUGUGGUAGUAUUUUCUGUCCAACUUCUGUCCUACCCCAUGUCAUUUCUUGUAUGUUUUAUUCUUUAUUCAAUACAAUUCUUAUCAUACUUUUUUGUUUCCCUGUGAUAAAGCAUUAUUAGCACCUGUGAUAUAUGUCCUAUGUAUAUAUAUUUACAGAGCGAUUGUUGUAAUAUUUUUCAGGUUGUUUUAUGCAACCUUCAUAAGAGCUUGCUCUUUUAAUGCAUGCCAUUUCUUAUAAAUUCCUAAGUUUCUUUUUUUUGUGAUACGAUAUACGUGUAAACCUAACUGCACAUAUGCCCCAGGGUGAAACGGUCACAAUUUUUAUUUAUUUUUGUUGAGAUUGUAUUUUUUAAAACAAGUUUUAUUUUUCUGUAACAUUAAUUAUGUAGGCUUAGUGUGUAUUUGUUUUUGUUUUUUUCAGGUCAAUCAUAUCUCCUUGAACUGUAGGAGUUGAGGUGCCAAAACUGUGUUCCUAUUCAUGUACUGGUAUUAAUUAUAUUAUUGUGGGUUUUUUUCAUUGCUUAUUGAAACAGACAUUAAAAAGCUUCAACUCAGAUUUCUCAUGUGCCAUUGGGAAAUGUAAUAAUUUUUCCCUGUAGAAAAUUGGAUUGUGUUCAAAUGGCUGAUCAAAGAAAUGUGCACAAUGUUUCACCUCUGUAACGAGGACGAGUCCUCACUACUGUACUUCCACUGACAAAACAUUUCCAUUUUAAGAAUAAAAACGUUUGAACCGCA
Messenger RNA from Thrips palmi, 2380 nucleotides. Its product is annotated as UPF0692 protein C19orf54. The coding region runs from base 776 to 1558 and encodes 260 amino acids. The transcript has 4 exons. The record is from RefSeq and is a predicted model, not a curated record. NCBI's taxonomy places the organism in Eukaryota, Metazoa, Arthropoda, Insecta, Thysanoptera, Thripidae.